Messenger RNA from Brenthis ino (lesser marbled fritillary), 2271 nucleotides. Lineage: Eukaryota; Metazoa; Arthropoda; Insecta; Lepidoptera; Nymphalidae. The record is from the annotation of a GenBank genome assembly.
AUGGUACUUUGGUUUCGAAAGAGUGGAGGCAAGCCUAUAUUCAGUUUCGAUGUACGAGGGAGGUCAUUUGACAAAGCCUUACAAUGGUCAGAGCCAGGAGCUUUUGGUCCUAGAGCGCGAUUUGCAACAGUUGCCCGACCCGCUUCACUCACACUGACUUCUGUACAACUGGAUGACGAAGGGAUUUACAGAUGUCGGGUGGACUUCAAAAAUUCACCUACAAGAAAUUUUCAGAUAAGGCUCGUAGUGAUUGUGCCACCACAUCAAAUGUUACUGUAUGAUAAGUCGGGAGCUGACGUGUCUGGCAUCGUCGGCCCUUUGGAAGAGGGCUCCGCUUUGGUACUCGUUUGUGAAGUACGCGGAGGUCGGCCAGUACCAGUAGUGUCAUGGUUAAUAGAUGGCACGCCAGCUCCCCAGUACAUAGGAGAGAAGACUGACACUCACGUGGUUGUGAACCGACUAGAGCUUCAACAUGUAAGAAGAGAGGAUCUCAAUAAAACAUUUAAGUGUCGUGCUGCGAAUACUCAUCUCGUACCGCCCCAAGAGAAAACUGUGAGACUAGAAAUGAAUCUUGCUCCAUUCUCAGUUUCAUUACUGAAUCGGCCUCAACAAUUGCUCGCGCGGUCUGCGGCGACAUUGCGCUGUGUGGCUGAGGGUAGUCGACCACCAGCUCAGAUCACUUGGUAUAAGGACAAUCGAAGUUUUGAAAAGGAUAAAGUAAGCGAGCAUCAAAAUGAAACUUGGACUGUAAGUACACUCAUCUUCACACCAGCGCCUGAAGACCACGGUACGACUAUAAAAUGCGUUGCUUCAAAUUCAGCGUUACCUGGAAGAUCUAUUGAUGAUCAAGUGAAACUAAAUGUAGUAUACAGUCCGUUAGUGACUUUGAGUCUUGGCAGCACUCUCAAUCCACACGACAUCAAGGAGGGCGACGAUGUUUACUUCGAAUGUAACGUGCGCGCCAACCCUCGGGAACACAGGAUAUCGUGGUACCAUAAUGACAGACAAGUGACACAAAACAUGACAUCAGGUAUCAUACUGAGCACGCGGUCGUUAGUGCUGCAGAAGGUGACAAGAAAAGAAGCGGGGCACUACUCAUGUAGAGCGGCUAACGCCAGGGGAGAGACGUCCAGUGAAAGUGUUAGGCUGAGAGUGCAAUAUGCACCAGUAUGCGGUAUGACGUCACCGCAGGUGGUGGGCGCGGCGCUGCACGAGUCGCUGCACGUCCGGUGUUCAGUGCACGCGGACCCCGCCGAGGUCACGUUUCUAUGGCAGUUUAAUAACAGCGGUGAAAGUUUUAAUGUCUCACCGGCGAGAUUUGGUACAUUAAACGGUAGUACAAGUGAACUUCGCUACACGCCGGCUACGGAACGAGACUACGGAGCUCUCACUUGCCGCGGAACGAACGGCGUGGGGCAACAAGCACGCCCUUGCGUCUUUCAAAUAGUACCGGCGGCACGUCCAUCGCCGCCACGAAAUUGUACAGUUUCAACGGGCAAUGACUCUAAUUGGAUUGAAGAUUCCAUUAAAGAAGAUAUCACAGAUUUCCUAAUAGUAAAAUGCGUCGCGGGCUACGAUGGGGGUUUGCCGCAGCUAGUUGUUUUGGAAGCUUUGGACUCUGUUACCGGAGCACUAAGGUUCAAUGUCACAGCUAAUGAGACGAAUGGUGUUGCGGUAAUAAUGAUACCAGUGGAAGCGCUUUGGUCCACUGGUAACGUCUUACGUCUCACAGUGCAUUCGAAGAAUGAUAAGGGCUCUUCAGAACGAAUAGUUAUUCAAGCACUCUCUUACCAGGAUCCUGAGAGGAGAACAGACGGCAGUCAUAACCUAAUGGCGGGAAUGUCCAAUGGAGCUUUCUGGGCGAUAAUCCUGACUAUAACACUUUGUACUGGCGCCGCUUUAUUGGUUGGGCUCUUUCUGAGGAGAAAAAGAACGCGGUCGGCAAGUAAACAACACUCGCCAGAACUCCAAUUAAAUUCCGGCGAUGGACAAUACGUUGUGGCCUACACGCUGAAACCUCCUAAACAAGCGCAACCAGAUAUUUUAAAUCCGCCACCUGACGGGAGUCCUCCACUGAAGGGGGUUGGGGUCGUCAAAAACGGGGCACUCCACGAUGAGUGGAGCGAGCACGACCGGCGCGCUAGUAUAGCGGAGAGUACGUCCGUAACGUCGAGUACGGCUGCGAGUAAACCUGUAACGAUUAGUACUUCAACCUUAAGUAGACGAGAACAUCUCAUAGCAGAAGAAAUACCAGGACCAGAGAGUUGUGUG